AUGUCACAAUAUCAAGAUACAUCUGCUUCUAAAAAUACUAAGUCUACUCCAAAAUUUAGUGUUCCUCCCAUGGGCGUCCCUGAUGAUGAGAUUCUGGAUGUUGUUUCUCUCUCUGUUAUUCCCGCCGCAGACAUUGAUUUGAACCAACCCAUCUCCAUUGAUGCCUCCGCUUCUACAUGUUCCAAUCAAGGUAAUCCCUCUAGUAUUCCGUCUGGUUCAACUCCUGUCACUAAGAAUAAGGAAGGAACACAUUAUACUAAUUGUGUUAUAAUAGACAUAGUUACUAGAAUUCUUAAUGAAGGCCACUCUACGAAAGGGGUUUCUACUCCCCUUGCUCAAAUGUAUCCCCCUCUUGAGGUUGAACAACCUAGUGGUAAGGGUGAUGAUUCCUCCAGUUCUGGAAAGGGCUUGGCUGCUGAAGGUUUGCGCUCUCUAGGGCAAACCGUGUCUGACAAAGGGAAAUUUGUGGCCUCUAACACGGCUAAUGCUUCCCACUCUGAGAAGCAUGAUGAUGCAAAUGUUGUGAUUGAUCUAGAGGAUGGUAGCUCUGAUGAUCAAGAGGAAAGCUUGAUUCAUCACAUAAAGCCAAGUGUGGCUAAAUGCAUGAAGACUCACAAAGGAAAAUCUGUGGCUGAACUUAUGUCAGCUAGAAAAGCUAAGAAGACUGCUGGCAUUGGUCCCUCCAAACCAUGGAGCAAGGUUGAAAUAAAGAAGAGGAAGAAAACUACUAUUAGGAAGUCUCCUGUUAAAGUACCUGUUGUUCAUUUGGAUAACAUCUUCUUCCAUCUUGAGGAUGGAGCUGCCAAGUGGAAACUUGUGAUUCAGAGAAGGGUAGCUGUGGAAAGGGAAUUGGGAAAAGAUGUUGCUGAUGUCAAGGAGGUCAUGGACCUGAUACAAGCUGUUGGGCUUUUGAAGACUGUUGCUAGGUUCUCUGAAUGCUAUGAAGGUUUAGUCAAGGAAUUUAUUAUUAAUAUUCCUGAGGAUAUUUCUGAUAAGAACAGCAAGGAGUUCUGCAAGGUGUAUGUGAGGGGCAGAAAUGAUGAGGGUGCAGGAGAAUUAGAGGUUAUAGACAAUCAGGUCUGUAGGGAGAUUACAACUAAGCAGGUGAAAGAUUGGCCUUUUAAAAAGCAUCUUCCUGCUGGGAAGUUGACUAUCAAGUAUGCUAUUCUGCAUAAAAUAGGAGCUGCUAACUGGAUCCCUACCAACCAUAUCUCCACCAUUGCUAAUACUCUUGGGAGGUUUAUUUUUGUUGUUGGGACAAAAGUGAAAUUUGACUAUGGUAGAUAUAUGUUUGAUCAAAUCAUCAAGCAUGCAACUACUAAUGCAGUUAAGCUGCCAAUUGCUUUUCCCUCUAUGAUCUGUGGAAUUAUCUUGAAUCAACAUCCUGUCUCAAAAGUUGGAGCAAUUGCUGAGCUUAAGGAGACAUGCAAAGAGGUAGGUGAAGAGAUUAGGGUAGCCACAGCUAGAAAACAAUCUUUGGAAGCCUUGAUUGAAAGCUUGGAGCAGGUUGAGGGUGAAAAUGUUGAACAUGCUAAUGUCAGCCAUGAAGAAGAAGCUGAAGCCCACACCUCUAGUAAGAGGUCUGCUAACAAUGAUGAUGCGAGUGGCAAUUCUGCUUCUAGUGCUGCUGAAGAGGCUGCAAACUCAAGCUCUAUUGAGUAG
Lathyrus oleraceus (garden pea) is the source of this 1662-nucleotide messenger RNA. RefSeq lists its product as uncharacterized. NCBI's taxonomy places the organism in Eukaryota, Viridiplantae, Streptophyta, Magnoliopsida, Fabales, Fabaceae. The transcript has 4 exons. Bases 1 to 1662 code for a protein of 553 amino acids. The record is from RefSeq and is a predicted model, not a curated record.